AUGGCUCCAGAAGCGUCUUCCGGGAGCUAUCUCAUCGCCCGCGCGCUGCGCGACCUGGGCGUCACCGUCAUCUUCGGCAUCGUGGGCAUCCCCGUCGUCGACAUCGCCGAGCAGGCCAUCAACCUGGGCAUCCGCUUCAUCGGCUUCCGCAACGAGCAGGCCGCCGGCUACGCUGCCACGGCAUAUGGCUAUCUGACGGGCAAGCCGGGCGUGUGCCUCGUCGUGGGCGGGCCGGGAGUGCUGCACGCCAUGGCCGGGGUCGGCAAUGCCCACGCCAACGCCUUUCCUCUCCUGCUGCUUGCUGGGUCCAGCGAAACCCACCUCGUCCACAAGGGCGCCUUCCAGGAGCUCGACGCCGUGGCCCUGCUCGCGCCGCACACGAAGCUCGCCGUCCGCCCGCCGAGCCUGGACGCCAUCCCGCAGAGCAUAGAAACGGCGUACCGGUCGUCGUGGUACGGCCGGCCGGGCACGGCGUUUGUGGACCUGCCCGCGGAUAUUAUCCAAGGCACGGCCGCCGCCGACGACGCCCACGACAUUCCGCAUGCGCGCCUCCUGCCGGCACCGCCUCCCAGCGCCGGCGACAGCGCGCGCCUGUUCGCCGUGGCGGAGCUGCUGCGCUCGGCCAAGGCCCCGCUCGUCGUCAUCGGCAAGGGCGCCGCGUACGCGCAGGCCGAAGUCGAGAUCCGCGAGCUCAUUGAGCGCACGUCGCUGCCGUUCCUGCCCAGCCCCAUGGGCAAGGGCGUCGUGCCGGACUCGCAUCCGCUGAACGCGGCGUCGGCGCGCUCGACGGCGCUGCAGCACGCCGAUGUCGUGCUCGUCCUGGGCGCGCGCCUCAACUGGAUCUUGCACUUUGGCGAGGCGCCCAAGUGGAACCCGGCUGCGCGCUUCAUCCAGGUCGACAUCGCGGUCGAGGAAGUGGGCCGCAACCGCGGGGACCCGGAGACGAGCAUCGUCGGCGACCUGCGCAUCGUAGUGCCGCAGCUGCAGCAGCAGCUCUCGAACUGGCGCUACAACGCCACGGACUCUGCGUUUGUGAAAGCGCUCACAGCCGCGCGCCGCAAGAACGAAGCCAAAGCCGCGCAAGCCGCAGCCACACCCUCGCAGCCCCUGAGCUACGCCCACGCCUUCGCCACCAUCAAGCACACGCUGCACAAGCUCUCGCCCCCCGCCGACGGCGCCGUCGUCUACGUCUCCGAGGGCGCAAACACCAUGGACAUCAGCCGGUCGGCGUUCCCAGUCGAGCACCCGCGCCUGCGCCUCGACGCGGGCACGUCCGCGACCAUGGGCGUCGGCCUGGGCUACGCGAUCGCGGCGCACGAGGCGUACAACAGCCCUGCAGCGGCAGCAGGCUUGCGGACCGCCCCUCCGUCCCGGAAGAAGAUCGUCGCCAUUGAGGGGGAUUCGGCGUUUGGGUUUAGCGCGAUGGAGAUCGAGACGAUGGCGCGGUAUCGCAUGGACGUGCUGGUGUUUGUGGUCAAUAACGGCGGCGUGUAUCACGGGGACAGUGACAGCGCGGAGGAGUGGGUGCGCUUGCAGGAGGCUACGCUGAAUCCGCAUGGGGCGGCUGGGAAAGACGGCGCAGAUCCGUCUUCGCGACAACCCCAACCCCACCUCCGCAGCACAAGCCUCGGCUACGAAGUGCGCUACGAGAAGCUCGCGCAAGCGUGCGGGGGAUUGGGCUUCUUUGUGCGCACGGCAGAGGAGCUGGCAGCCGCUACGGAGGCGGGCUUUAAGGCCCGGGUGCCGGUCGUCGUGAAUGUGGUUGUCGAGAGUGGCAGGGGCGGGAAGCUCGAGUUUGGGUGGCAGGCUGCUGGUGCGAAGAAGGGGAAGGGGAAGGAGGGGAGGGGUGGGAAGAAGGGGGGGGAGGCCAAGUUGUAG
Messenger RNA from Aplosporella prunicola CBS 121167, 1878 nucleotides. RefSeq lists its product as uncharacterized. The transcript is spliced from 2 exons. Gene Ontology annotation, biological process: fatty acid alpha-oxidation. Gene Ontology annotation, cellular component: peroxisome. Bases 1 to 1878 code for a protein of 625 amino acids. Gene Ontology annotation, molecular function: thiamine pyrophosphate binding; catalytic activity; magnesium ion binding. NCBI's taxonomy places the organism in Eukaryota, Fungi, Ascomycota, Dothideomycetes, Botryosphaeriales, Aplosporellaceae. The record is from RefSeq and is a predicted model, not a curated record.